AUGUCAGCAGACCCAGCUAACUAAGAUGUUGAAGAGCCCCAGAUGGAUCUCGAGGCGAUAUAAGACAACGCUCAAAUAAAUCGUGAAAUAGAUGCUCUUGGAUUUGAUCCUGAAAGAUUCGAAGACAUAGAAAGAGAAUUCAAGCAAUUCUUGGAGGAGAUUAUUGGUAAUUAGAACCUUGAAAAGUUUAAAAAUGAAUACUAAAAGAUUCAUAAAACGCUCAAAACAAGUUAUGAAGGAGAGAAGAAAUUGAUUAAGAAAUGCAAGGAGUUAAACAAUUAGAUCUUUGAGAAGGCAUCUAAUGUCCGAGCAGCCAUAAGAAUGGCAAGCAAUGAAGUAGAAAAGAUUAAUGCUCUUAAGACAAAGGUCAAUAAAGCUUAUGAGGAAGUUGAAAAUCAAAAAGAAAAAGAAGAUAAGCAAAGACAAAAAAUUGCUACACUUAAAGGUGAGAUAGCAAAUCUCAAAAGACUCUCUCAGUAAGAAACUGAUCUUGAAGAAGAUACCAAGCUACGUCAACUUCGCAAAGUAUAUGAUGAAUUGCAAAAGUAAAGAGAAGACCAGGAUGAGAAGUUAGACUAAGUUAAACAGCACAAUAAGGAUCUCAUGGAUAGAAGAAAAACAUCCGAAAUUGAAAUCUUGAAAUCACACGAUGAAAUUGAGAAAUUGAACAAGAUGAUCCUAGAAUCUAAAGAGAAGAAAAAUGAUAAGGAUGAGUAGAAAAAAGAUCUACAGAAAGAGAUUGACUCUUUGAACAAGGAUACUGAGGAGAAGAAAAAAAUCCUCACUGAAAAAGAAUAUUAACUUAGAGGCAUGAGAGAAGAAAAUAAGAGAGCGAAGGACGAGCUUGACCAAUUAGAGUCAAAACUUUAGCAAUCCAAGGAAAAUAUAAGAAAGAAAGAAAUAGAGAAAGAGGAUUGUGAGAAGAUUUUCAGUGAAAAUAACUAAAACAAAUAAAUGAUUCAGAGUUAGACAGCAUCCAAGUUUGAAUAGUAGCAAGUCAUUUAGGCUGAACUAUCUGAGAUGGAGUCAAAGAAUAGAAAACUUGAAAAACAGCUCAAUAUUCUUAUUAAGAAAAAUGCAGAACUAAGAUCGGAAAAAGAUGGCAAUGAGUCUAAAAAGGAUAAUCUUAAAGUAGAGCUUUAACUACUUAGCAGAGAAUAUGAUAAACUUAAGAAGUCAGUUGACGAAGAUAAGAAGGAAAUAGAGUAAAAAAUGAGAGAAAGGGAUUUACUUAAUAAAGAUGUAGUAUUAGCUGAAGAAAAAGAGAGAGAUAAAGGCUCUAAUAUUUAAACUCUUGAAAAUGAACUCAAGAAGUUACAGAAUAAGAUUUAAGGAUAUAAGGCUGAAGCAUAAAAAUUGCAAAAGCUAAUCUAUCAACUUGAAAAGGACAAGCAAAAGUAUGGUAUUGAAGCAUCUCAAGCAAAUGCCAAGUACUAUCAAUGCUUGGAGCAAGUAAAGCUUAAGAAUAACCUUAUUACAAAGCUUCAGAAGAAAAAUAUCGAAGCUGAGGGUAGACUUAAGCAACAACAAAAUCUGUAUGAAGCUGUUAGAUCCGAUAGAAAUCUUUAUUCAAAGAAUUUACUAGAGGCAUAGGAAGAAAUUGCUGAAUUGAAAAUGAAAUUCAGAAGAAUGACACAGCAAAUUUCUCAACUAAAGGAAGAGAUCAAUUCUAAGGAUUUAAACAUCCACUCUGAGACUUUGAAUAAGUAAAGAUAUGCAGGAGAAAAUGCCAAACUCGAGUCAGAUAUUGAAAGAAUAACCAGACACAUUGAGUCAUCUGAGGAGAUGAUUAAAACCUAGGAAAAUGAUAUCGCUAGACUAAAGUAUGUUAUUUCAGAGGCAGAAGCUGAGAAGUAGAAGCAGAGAAAGGAUUAUGAGAUGGUUAUUAAUGAAAGAGAUAUUCUCGGAACUCAGCUCAUUAAACGUAACGAGGAGCUAGCUCUUCUAUAUGAGAAAAUUAAGAUAUAAAAAUCCACUUUAAAAAAGGGUGAAAUCUAUUAUCAAGAGAGAGUAGAGGAUAUAAGCAACAUUCAAAAGCAGAUAUCUGAGCUCAAGAGAGAACUCAUAGUUUCCUAAAAUGAAACUGCUUGUAUACCAGAUUUAAGAAGAGAAAUCUACCUUCUCUAAAAAGAGCUCCUAGAGCAAUAGCAAAAGGCUAAGUUCUUGAUGGAUGAACUUGAAAAGCCAUUGAACGUCCACAGAUGGAGAAAACUUGAAUGCACUGAUCCUGAGACAUAUGAGAUGAUUCAGAAGAUUUAAAGUUUACAAAAGAGAUUGAUAGCUAAGACUGAGGAAGUCAGUGAGAAGGAUGUAUUGAUUUAAGAGAAAGAGAAGCUCUACAUUGAGCUUAAAAAUAUUCUAGCCAAGUAAUCUGGACCUGAAGUAGCUGAGAAACUUCAGAUAUAUCAAUAAAAUCUAAAGGAGAGAUCUAAACAACUUAAAGAUAUGGUAGCCGAGCUAAAGAACUACCAAUCAUAGGUUAAUGCCUACAGAUUCGAAAUAGAAAGACUAGAUAAGCAGAUUAAUGAAAUCAAGCAUAUGUGGUUCAAUCAAAGAAGAGAGGGCAAACUUGGAGUCAUUAAGGAGGAGGAAGAGAUGGGAAUGCAAGAAAUGGAUGGAGUAAUGUGA
Stylonychia lemnae is the source of this 2628-nucleotide messenger RNA. The record is from the annotation of a GenBank genome assembly. Lineage: Eukaryota; Ciliophora; Spirotrichea; Sporadotrichida; Oxytrichidae.